AUGUCUGCGAGUGCCAAAGUGGCCAAGGAUAUAACUGCGACCAAUCUUCUUGUGCGUUGCCGCAGCGGAAAAUUCAAAUCGCCGUCAUAUCCUAACCCCUACGUUGCUCGAGACAGGAUCUUGUACCUACUAUUCAUCCCUGGCGCCACUCGGAUCAUGUUCACAUUCAACGACCCAUUCGAAGUUGAAGAAUUCAAGGACGAACUGACGGUAGGUCCAGGACUGGUAGUAGACUUCAAUCUGGACUUACGUGAAGAAAUUAUUCCAGAGCGCCAAGUCCAUUUCUUCUCAGGGAACAUCGUCCCUAAGAAUUUUAGUCUUGAUGAUACGGACUCGGCCUGGUUGUAUUUCACGACAGAUAAGAGUGUGGAGAAUGCUGGUUUUCAAGUGAUCUGGACAAGCGCAGACCUGUCACCACCAGUAAUCGUCUGCCCACAAGACAUUACUGUGGGAGCAUCGGCGGGUUUGCAAAACGCUUCUGUGACGUGGGUCGAACCGAAGGCUUCGGGACCGGUGUUCGUACAAAGCAAAUACGAUUCCGGGCACCUAUUCGACAUUGGACGCCACGCUGUGAUCUACACGGCUACUGAUGAAGCCGGCAACGAAGGUCAAUGCUUCUUCUAUGUCACUGUCGAGGAUUCAGAUUCAGACACCAACCUGGCACCUGUUAUAUCAGGUUGUCCGACGAGUAGAAUACCGUCAAUGUAUAACACCAGUCUGCUGGCAACAGAGUCCCUUCCUGUCUUCUUCGAUCCGCCCAACGCCACAAACCCGGCCAACACUAGCGACAUAGAGGGGAUGUCGUCGCAAACCCCAGGAGACUUGUUCGACCACGGUUUACACCUCGUGGUUUACAUGUUCUGGAAUAGUGAUGGAUUCGAAGCCGAUUGCGUUAUUCCCAUCCAAGUUCAAGAGGUUGACUUUUGUGCAUCAGGUCCCUGUGACCCAAUACGAGAAAUUUGUCACCAAACUCCAACAAAUUUCUACUGCUUUGUAAUUGAAGCUGACUUCACCAAACCAGAGAUUUUUGAAUGUCCGGAUGACAUCCACGUCUUCGUUGCACCGUGGGAGCUCUUUGUGUCAGUGAACUGGACUGCACCGACAGCUACCGAUGACUCCGGAAGAGUCAUCCUAGAAUCGUCUGAGACUUCUGGUGCUCUCUUCUCAACUCGCGGGAUACCAGUCCCUGUCACCUAUGAAGCUAAAGACAUGAACAAUAAGUCGGCCAGUUGUUCUUUCACCGUAACUGUCACGGCUGACAUCACCGGACCCACUCUAUCUUGCCCCUCGGACAUCAUGCUACCACUAAAUGGGUCAAGUGCUCGAACCGUCACGUGGUCGGAGGUAACUGCGCAUGAUCCAUCGGGUCCUGUGACAAUCAUCCAAAACUAUCAUCCAAAUGCGAGUUUCCCAUCUGAGUCAACAACGGCUGUUGUUUACGUUGCAUCCGACAGAUACGGAAAUAUCAACUUUUGUUCGUUUAUUGUCACCAUCGCCGAUAGGUCUUCCCCUCAACCUCUUUCCUCAGGCUUCCCGAUGGAGGGGACGAUAACCAUUAUCGUUGUCAUCGGCAUCAUUAUCCUAGUCGCCAUGAUGAUCAUGUUUCUACUUAAAACCAGGAAAGAUCGAACGAAGGAAUAUCAGAGCAAGGAAGACCAAAGCAAGGACGAUCAAAUCGAGGAAUGAUCAAGAUAUCCUCCCCCUCUCCAUCCCGGGCUAUCACGCUUUCAAGCAAGCGCUCACUGUGAUGGCCCUUCUUUUGCAGAUUUCUCGUUGAUGAAUAGUUCUUGCUAGUAUGUUAUCAGAUUCAUUUUGUUUUAAUGUCAACAGUUAUUAUUAUUAUUAUUAUAUUGUGUACAUAUCCAAAUAGUUUGAAAUGUUUUGUGUAUAUUGUAUCGCUGAAAUGGAAAUAAAUUCAGUU
Molecule: messenger RNA, 1921 nt
Organism: Strongylocentrotus purpuratus (purple sea urchin)
Lineage: Eukaryota; Metazoa; Echinodermata; Echinoidea; Camarodonta; Strongylocentrotidae
Product: hyalin
Exons: 10
Coding region: 1-1686 (561 amino acids)
Source: RefSeq, a predicted model, not a curated record